CAUGGCAGAGGAAGUAAGACACAUCUUUGGGAAUAGCACGUUUUUCCAUGGACUUCUACCUCUCGUGGGGCUUCUGUUGGGCGCCUGCAUUGGUGUGUGGGCCAACAAGGUUGUGGUUCCUGAGCAGGUGACUGCAGUGCUGGGGAAAAACGUUACUUUGACCUGCAGGAUGGAGGUCAGCACAAACCUCAGUCUGACCCAGAGUUCCUGGGAACGCCGUCUGCCCUCCGGCACCGUAACUUUGGCUGUCUUCAACCCCCAAUACGGGACCUCCAUAGCUGACGAGUACAGCAAACGUGUGCACUUCAUCAAGCCCUCAGUGUAUGAUGUAUCCAUUGUCCUGCAGGGCGUGGGGUUUGCAGACAUUGGGACCUACACUUGUAAAGUUGUCACGUUCCAACUUGGAAACAUGCAAGCAUCCACAACUGUGGACAUUAUGGUGGAGCCAAAGGUCUAUGUGUCUCCUGGUUCCUUGUCUCUGUUGGAUGGAGAUGGUAAAACUCUGGUGGCGACAUGUACAGCUGAAAGGGGUCGUCCAGCAGCAGAGGUCUUCUGGGAAUCAGACCUGCCGGGCCAGACAGCAGUCGUCACACAGCCGGAGCCUGAAGGCACUACCACCACUUUAGUACACUACGUCUGGGCCCCCACCCGGGAUGCAUUUGGUCGGUCCCUCAGCUGCGUUGUACGUCACCCGGCCCUAUCCCAGGAUUUCCGCAUUCCCUACCGGCUCAAUGUGUUUUUUUCUCCAGAUGUUAUGGUGAUGGGCCAGCAGGAUGUGUGGUACAUGGGACAAAAAAAUGUACAGCUGGACUGUAGAGCCAAUGCCAACCCACCUGCUCUUUUGUACCUCUGGACCAGGUCUACUGGACGCCCAAUGCCUGCAGGUGUGGACACAUCUAAUGGCAGCCUGGUGUUUACUCGUCCUUUAGAGCCGAACGACUCUGGACAAUACAGAUGUGAAGUUCAGAACGACGUUGGACAGAGCUUUAAGGAUGUACGCUUCCUGGUACAAGAGCCGCCGCCCCCGACCACUGCAGCCCCCACCACCACCAGCACCACCAAGUCCAUCCUUCCUGACACCACCUUAACCAUCACAGCUCCCAUCAACCACCAUGCCCACUUCACCGCACCAACUCAGGCCUCUCCUCCGGACAGCAGUCUGGGCACUAUAGUGGGCGGUGCUGUCGGUGGGAUCCUGAUCCUGGUGUUGCUGAUGGCGCUGGCGGGGGCUUUCUACAUGCGUCAGCGCCGAACAUUCAGAGGAGACUACUACACCAAACAGUACAUCGGCCCAUCCGACAUGCAAAAAGAGUCGCAACUGGACGUCCUUCAACCCCAUGAGCUUCAGGACGUUUACGGAGACGACUCGGGCAACGGAAGCCAAGACUUGAAGCCCAAACCCGAAGGAGACAUUAUCUAUCCCGAUUAUCCCAGUGACCACAAAGACAUGGAGGGCUGGGGAGACAAUCUCAGCCUUCAGAGAGAGGGAACAUAUUACUCCGACCACCACAACCAUCAUAAUGUGAACCCCAGUGGGCCGCCGCUACACAACGGCUCCCCUUACCUGCAGGAUGAGUGCUACGACAACGGCACAGACAGCGACUAUGUGUCUCACGUGGAUGGUUCUGUGAUUUCACGCAGGGAAUGGUAUGUUUGAAAAGGCAGGGGAACUUUUACUGGACAACAAUAAUUUAAAAUCAGCAAGAAAGUGUUAUUUAACUCAGCAGAGUGAGAUAAAGUGUACGUUAUAAAUGUAUUUUAUGUAUUCUUCAUGCUUGGUUUACGAUUUCAUCCUCACGUUUUACACAUGGCAAAUGGCUGUAAUUUACUGCAGAUAUGUUCUGGAUGGUUUUCGUUCGGUGGACUGCUGUGACUUCAGGAUGUAAAGGGAGAGGUUUACAUGGUUUAUGAUCAUAGGGUGGAUUUACACAAAGAAAACAAGUCUGCUAAAAUUAAGCUACACUGUGUGCGUAACCAUUCCAGUUACCACAUUGCACAUGACUGUUAGCUUUAAAACCAGAUGCAGCGUAUUCUUGGUACCUUCCGCUCACUUUUUUUAUUAAAUGUAUACAUAUGACUUCUCCAGUGUAGGAGCAAAACAUGACUUUAUUUUCACAUGAAGAGACACAUGAACGGAGUUUGAAAGUCUUGAGUCUUACGUUUUGAU
Messenger RNA from Sinocyclocheilus rhinocerous, 2167 nucleotides. RefSeq names its product nectin-3-like protein. Gene Ontology annotation, biological process: homophilic cell-cell adhesion; heterophilic cell-cell adhesion. Gene Ontology annotation, cellular component: apical junction complex; adherens junction. Bases 2 to 1657 code for a protein of 551 amino acids. NCBI's taxonomy places the organism in Eukaryota, Metazoa, Chordata, Actinopteri, Cypriniformes, Cyprinidae. The record is from RefSeq and is a predicted model, not a curated record. The transcript has 6 exons.